This is a messenger RNA of Lactuca virosa, 405 nucleotides long. The record is from the annotation of a GenBank genome assembly. Lineage: Eukaryota; Viridiplantae; Streptophyta; Magnoliopsida; Asterales; Asteraceae.
AUGGCAAGACCUCAUGUUGUAGUCAUACCUUAUCCCGCACAAGGCCAUGUAAUCCCUAUAAUGGAGCUUGCUCAACGCUUAGUCAAGCAAGGAAUCAAAGUUACAUUUGUAAACACAGAGGUUAAUCACAAGCUUGUGACAAGCAAUUCAUUGGUCAAGGAUGGUUUUGGGGAUCUAAUGCAGUUGGUUUCAGUCCCUGAUGGGUUAGAGCCAUGGGAGGACAGGAGUGACCUAUGCAAGUUGACCACGUCAAUAUUACAAACUAUGUCGUGCAAACUAGAAGAGCUUAUAGAAACGAUUAACAAAGAAGGCAGCAGUAAAGUUACAUAUAUUAUUGCUGAUGAUGGAAUGGGAUGGGCCAUAAAAGUCGCAAAGAAGAUGGGAAUCAGAAGAGCGGCCUUCUAG